CAAUAGGUAGACCGCGCACGACGUCUAAGAAAGAACACUUUCAACUCGGAUAAUAUAAAUUUAGCCUAUUACGUCAGAGUAAAACUCUCCAAAGUGGAAAUGUAUUUUUCUACGCACCAGUUGGAGACUAUCAGUAAGGCAAAUUAAGCGAAUUUUAUUUAAACUUUUAUAAACAAGACAUGGGAUGUUGAGAGAAUGUCCUUCGAAGAACCUUUUCAUAUUACACAAGAAUUGGAUUUGUACCAUAAUGUGUCCAAAUGGGCGCACCACGGUAAUCACACAGGGGCCACUUCGGAGCAAUCCAUGUUCUACAUCAGCAUCGCCAUUACUGCCAUUUAUGGAGUCAUCAUAGUCGUGGGACUAAUCGGUAACAUAACCCUCAUCAAGACAUUGUCUUCCUCUAAAUCCAUGCGGAAUGUCCCCAACCUCUUCAUGUCGAGUCUCGCGUUCGGGGACUUGGUCCUCCUGGUUACUUGCGCGCCGGUGGAUGCCAGUCGGUACCUCGCGGACGAGUGGCUCUUCGGGAGAGUUGGAUGUAAACUCAUACCAUUCAUCCAACUCACCUCCGUCGGAGUGUCUGUUUUUACCCUGACUGCGUUGUCUGCUGAUAGGUACAAGGCAAUCGUGAAGCCCAUGGACAUCCAGGUCUCCAACGCCCCGGCGAGGAUCGUCCUGCGGGCUGCAGUGAUCUGGCUCUUCUCCAUGACCCUGGCUGUCCCCGAGGCUGUCUUCUCAGACCUCCGCUCGUUCAGCAUCCACAGCACCAAUGAGACCUUCAUCACCUGCGCCCCCUAUCCCCACGAUGGUGAACUGCAUCCCAAGAUCCACUCCAUGGCCUCCUUCCUCAUCUUCUAUGUCAUUCCUCUGUCGGUUAUAUCAGUCUAUUACCUGUUCAUCGCCAGGAGCCUGAUCAGGAGUGCCUAUAAUAUGCCGGUGGAGGGCAACGUGCACGUCAGAAGACAG
Messenger RNA from Oncorhynchus gorbuscha (pink salmon), 963 nucleotides. Its product is annotated as gastrin-releasing peptide receptor-like. The annotation marks the transcript as partial. Gene Ontology annotation, cellular component: membrane. Lineage: Eukaryota; Metazoa; Chordata; Actinopteri; Salmoniformes; Salmonidae. The transcript is spliced from 2 exons. Gene Ontology annotation, molecular function: G protein-coupled peptide receptor activity. The record is from RefSeq and is a predicted model, not a curated record. Gene Ontology annotation, biological process: G protein-coupled receptor signaling pathway.